Molecule: messenger RNA, 6041 nt
Organism: Dufourea novaeangliae
Lineage: Eukaryota; Metazoa; Arthropoda; Insecta; Hymenoptera; Halictidae
Product: nascent polypeptide-associated complex subunit alpha, muscle-specific form-like
Exons: 6
Coding region: 117-5402 (1761 amino acids)
Biological process (GO): protein phosphorylation
Molecular function (GO): ATP binding; protein serine/threonine kinase activity
Source: RefSeq, a predicted model, not a curated record
UCGAGAACGGCGAACAGCCGUCCACCCGCGGUUCUGCUGUGUCCCCUAACACGUCGACUCACGACACACAUACGUUUUUUUUUCCACACACGUGAGCACCAAAUUGGAUUGACACGAUGCCCUACUACGGAGAGAGUCUGCCCUAUUAUUAUGGCGGAGCCUUCGCCAACCACAGUUCGUUAAUGACUGGAACACCUCGAUCCUUUCAUACACCAUUGUCACGGUUCUCCCCGCAUCUGUCGACGAUCUCCGAGUCGCCGUUGAGCACUCUACGCCGUUACUCGCCGGUGACGGUGCCGACACGACCCAGACGUGUGAUCGACACCGCGGACAUCGAUGUCUCGACGCCCAGGAUCUCGUCCGGGGACGGUACCCAUCAGCGUAACCGUUUGCGUCGCGAUCGGCCGACCAUCAAGAUCAGAUCGCAGGCUCUCAAGGACAAUCCAGCGUUACGGGAGCACAACGAGAGACACGAGAAAUCGGUGGGUGAAUUACUGGUGGAGAAGUUCCUGAUCAAGGACAAGAAGCUGGACGAGGCGGAGAAAGGUUUGCAGCUGUUCCAUCAGGUCAGCCUGGCGCGUGACGAGGCGGUGCAGGAGCAGGAGCAACAGCAGCAGCAGCAGGAUCCACAGCAGGUGAGCAACAAGAUCACAAGACGGUUCACCAGACGACGAUCCUCCGCUGAUAUCCAGUUGGAUCCUGAACAGUUGGAGAGAGAGGUGGCCUACGCUCAGGUGCAGGCGAAGGUGCUGGACACACUGGUGGCGGAGGAACAGGCGGAGAUCGAGAACGAGGUUCGUCGUGGGACACUGAUCAAAAAAGGGACGAUCGGCGGGCAUAAGUCUGUUCCUGGUUUCUUCAGAACCGUGGACUCGGUGUCCCAGGUAGAGGAGGAGGAUUCCACCGCGCAGAAGAUGAGGAAGAGCCUGAAGAAGGUGAAGAAAAAGAAGAGGGGAACCGAGAAACCGCCUGACAAUGAUAACGAGAACGAAAGGGAACGCAGGUCCAGUACCUCCAGCGACGUUUCCGUUGAUCUUCAGAGCAACGAGGAGAACAGGGAGAGAAAGCUUUCCAGGCCACAGGCGUAUAAGAUAGAGGCCAGCAACAGUGUCGGUGAUUUCUCCACCGUUUGGGUGACCGCGGAACCGAGCAUCAGCAUCGAGCAGUUCAGGGAGAGCGUCAAGAUACCGGUACCUAGGAAAAUAAAUGUCCAUAAGACUGACAGCGCGGACGAGUCCGAGACCGAGGUCGUACUACCUGUGAAGAGGCCAUAUGUCAAGGACACCUCGAGGAACAGCGUGCACUACACGGUCAGAACUCCAACGGAGAACUUGAGGAACGAUCCGAUGAAGAGCCUGAAAACGGUGAGAAACGGUGUUACGGUGGAGAAGAUGGAAGAUAAACCUGAGAGUUCAGUUACCAAGGAUGCUUCCAAAGAUACGGUUCCAGAGCCAACGAUGGAACCGAAAAGUCCUGAAUUGAAACAGAUCAAGACUGAACUUCCAAGCUCCCCAAAGUCUAAGACUCCAUCGAAACUCAAACUAGAUCAACCUGAGAGUCCAAUUUACAAGGAUCCUCCCAAAUAUAGGAUCCCAGAGGGAACAAAGGAAGCAAAGAGUCCUGAAGUGAAACAGACCAAGACUGAACUUCCAAGCUCUCCAAAGUCUAAGACUCCAUCGAAACUCAAACUAGAUCAACCUGAGAGUCCAGUUUACAAGGAUCCUCCCAAAUAUAGGAUCCCAGAGGGAACAAAGGAAGCAAAGAGUCCUGAAGUGAAACAGACCAAGACUGAACUUCCAAGCUCCCCAAAGUCUAAGACUCCAUCGAAACUCAAACUAGAUCAACCUGAGAGUCCAGUUUACAAGGAUCCUCCCAAAUAUAGGAUCCCAGAGGGAACAAAGGAAGCAAAGAGUCCUGAAGUGAAACAGACCAAGACUGAACUUCCAAGCUCCCCAAAGUCUAAAACUCCAUCAAAGGUCAAACAAGAUAAACCCGAGAGUCCAGUUGCCAAAGAAACUCCCAAAAAUAGGGUCCCAGAAGAAAAGAGUCCCGAAGUGAAACAGACACAAACUGAGCGAGACAAGAGCGUCCCAAGCUCUCCAAAGUCACCUUCCACGCCGAAGAAAGAGGACACCAGAGACGUUCCUAAAUUAACCAAGAAAGAUGCGCCCGAUAAAGAAGUCACGGAGUCGACGACAGCCCCGACGAUGAAGAAAGAAGAAGCAGCAGCCGCGCAAAAGAGGCCAGAGCUCUCGAGACCCAGAAAGCUCGGUGUCUCGGCCCCCGAGGAGUCCUCCCCGAAGACUAGCGUGCCGUCGAACGGCGUGACGCUAGCUGUUGACCCGUUCACGAGUGAAAACAGCGCCAACGUUACUACGACGACGUUGGUUCGUCUUCCAUUGGCCGGGGACGGGCUGCCAAAACAGUCUAAAAUUACUACGGAUGAAAAUAAUGCCGUAGAAGCGCCAAAGCAAGCGUUACGCGAACCGGAGUACCUGGCAAACACGACGAAAACCGAGCGUGACGGGGACGACGUUGGUUCUCCGUUACCGGGAAAUAGGGCGAACAAAGCCGUGACCUUGACUGCUGCCUCCGCCUCCCACAACGACGUGACUGGCGAGCCAGGUAAUCGGGGAAUCACCGAGGAAAAUCGAUCAGGAAAGAGUCCGCUCGAUGACGCAACCGCGACGACCAAGAAGGUAACGAAGUCGACCUUGUUCACGGGUCCCAAGUGCGACACACAGACGAAAGAGGACAUUGAAAAGACUUCUGAGGAUGUUAAAGGUAAGAAGGGCUUGAGUGCUGUUAAGAACAAUGAUGGUUUUCGACUCCCCUUCAAGAUCGCCAAGAAGACUGACACCGAUAAAGGAGAGGAGAAAGUGUUGAAAAACGAAGAAGCUACACCGGGGAAGGAGUCUAAAAUCCCUUGGAGGAACAAAGUGUCGAAUAGUUCUACAGAAAGUGGGCCACGUCCGAAUAGGAGUAUCAGUGUGGAUUCUAAAGCCAAUGCCUUGAAGCAGACCACUUCCGUGGACGAGGCCAGGAAGAUGCCGGUGGACAAGCAACAGUCGGUGAAGAUGUUCGAGGGCUUGAACGGCGAGAGUGGAACGCUGUCGAAGAGCACAUCGACGGAGUCGAUCGACUUCUGGAGCGAGAUCAAGGGCCCAGAAAGUCCACAGGUGGCGAAGGUGGCCAAGGGAUUCAAUUUCGUCGGUUCGAAGACUCUGGAAUCGCGGCAGUCGGUCGAGGACCCCGGCGAGAAAGAAAUGGACAAGAAAAAAGACUGGGAUCCGAAAAUAAGCGUCGCCGGUUCGCUGGUGCUCAGUAACAUCUCCGUGAUCGAGGAGGAGCAGAAAGCGGAGGAGGAGUCGUGCAAGUCCACCGCGGAGGAGAAAAUGUCCAGCAUAGAGUCUCCCAGGAAGGCACCUAAAAAGAAGAGAAAUCUGUCAAUAGCGAUCAAUCAAACGCCAAAGGACGCAACAGUGAAGAGGACUCCCCUGAGCAGAGAAGAUUCCACAGCAUCGACCAUCUCCGCCAGAUCGGUCGGCAGCACUCCAGACACCUCUGUGCCCGCCUCCGAAGUCUCCACCCCGGUCUUCGACGUUUCCCUGCCGUUGAUCAACAUCGUAGCGGCGACCACGCCAAUCAGGACAGAUUCUGAGUUCCUGGAAGAGGACGAGGAUCAAAAAACUCCUACGAACGAGUGGCCAGGUAGUCUGCACAGAAUCUCCAAGUGGACCAAUCAAAGUGACCUCUCGAACGUCGACGACACGGAGAAGGACGUUACUCCAGUCCCGUCCAAGACUGUCAGCGUGGCCGCCACUCCGGAAGGUAGUCCGGAAUCCUCUAAAAAGAAGAAAGUCGUCAGAAAAAAAAAAUCCUCGACAACGAAGAAGAAUUCCUCCAGUAAGAAGGACUCCAAGAAAGAGACCAAGGAGUCGAAGAAGAGCUCCACUAAGUCCCAGGACAGCCUGAAACCGCCAGAGUCCAAGACGUCCUCGAAGACCGCGGCGAAGAGCGCACCCACGCCGAAACCGAUAGAUCUCAUCAGGAUGUUCUAUACCACGCCUACGGCACUGCUGACCGCGACGCCCAGAGAUCUGUCCAAGGUUCGUCGAGCCAAGAUAAAGAGACGGAAGCACCACUCGAGGACGCCCUCGGUAAGCAGCGACAGUACCGGAAGCACAACCAGCACCGCAACCACGGAGAGCAGCGGGUCCACCUGCACGGAGCUGGACGACGACCCGGACAAGAGGAUGAACUCGACGAGGAGCAACGACUCCGGGUUCGACGGUUCGCCGAGGAUAUCGACACCCUCGCAAUCGUCAGACACCCAGAGGAACUCCGACUCGUCAGACCAUUUCCCAAGCGGUCGGAUCACACCGCCAGCGACGAAUCUGCCAAGAUUCAAGAAAUACGCCGUCACAGACUUCAAUUUCCUCAAAGUUUUGGGAAAAGGCAGCUUUGGCAAGGUGCUGCUAGCCGAGCUACGAGGAACAGAAUGCGUUUACGCGGUGAAAUGCCUGAAGAAGGACGUGGUGCUCGAGGACGACGACGUGGAGUGCACGCUGAUCGAGAGGAAAGUGCUGACGCUGGCCACCAGGCAUCCGUACCUUUGCCACCUGUUCUGCACCUUCCAAACGGACUCCCACCUGUUCUUCGUGAUGGAGUACCUAAACGGCGGCGAUCUGAUGUUCCACAUUCAAAAGUCGGGCCGAUUCUCCGAGACACGGGCUCGUUUCUACGCAGCGGAGAUUUGGUCCGGCUUGAACUUUUUGCACAAGAAAGGCAUAGUCUACAGAGACUUGAAAUUGGACAAUGUCCUCCUGGACUUCGAGGGCCACAUCAGGAUCGCGGACUUUGGCAUGUGCAAGCUUCAGAUAUUCCUGGACAGGACAGCGGACACAUUUUGCGGGACACCUGAUUACAUGGCUCCCGAGAUCAUAAAGGGACUGAAAUACAAUCAGGCGGUUGACUGGUGGUCGUACGGCGUGCUGCUCUACGAGAUGCUCACGGGACAGUCUCCGUUCUCCGGCUGCGACGAGGACGAGCUAUUUUGGAGUAUAUGCAACGAACGGCCGUUCAUACCCCGCUACCUGAGCCAAGACGCGACGGACAUGCUUGUCUGCCUUUUGGAGAAAGACUCUGGGAAGAGGUUGCCCGGCCACGAUAUUGCCUAUCACGCCUUCUUCCAGUCGUUACCGUGGGACCGCCUGGAGAGGAGGCAGCUGGAGCCACCGUUCAAGCCAGCCCUGGAGCACACACUGGACACCAAGUACUUCGACACAGCGUUCACCGCUGAGAGGCCACGGUUGACACCUGUACCCGACCAGAUCCUCACGUCCAUGGACCAGGGUGUCUUCCGAGGAUUCUCGUACACCAAUCCGAACGCGACAGACUGAAACGUCGCGCGAAUCGACUAUACAAACUGUACAGUUCCACGCGUUGAUAAAGCGUAAUUCGACGUCGUGCUUUUCCAGUGAUAUCUACCAAAGGUUACCAGUCCCUCGGGACGCUGGACCACCUUGUUCCCCUGUCCUGGAACAGGAGCAGGAAGAGUUCAGUCGCCCCUUUUGCAGGGAAACGAGCGAACACAGUGUGUGAGUCGAUAAUGCUCUCGACACGACUUCAUAUGUCCCUCCGGAGCGGAAAAAAGCGAUUGUGACACUCGUCACACGGCCCCUACGCGAGUAAAAUGAAGCUGGUACACGAGACAAUGUUCCUGAAUCGCUUGUACUCGCGAGGCGUGAGCCGACACCGACGACAUUGCUAGGUUUUUAUAACGUAGAGCCCGCGUUUACGACGAUAGAGCGCAGUUAGGCUAUAGUGUCCCAUGGAACAUACAAGGGGAAUCCAGUACUAGGAGCCUCCGAGCUCUGUACCUUCUUUUGUAUGCGAAUCUUCGCCAGGUAUUGGACUUCCCUUGAUGUUCCGUGGAUUUUUUUCUUUUUUGUAAAACCUCGUUCACACCACGGAAUCAAUGUUCUGGGGGUAACAAUGAUCUUUGUUUCGAAAUAAAAGUAUGGACAAUCUUUGGCACA